Messenger RNA from Aspergillus neoniger CBS 115656, 2472 nucleotides. RefSeq names its product protein-serine/threonine phosphatase (gene fcpA). The transcript has 3 exons. The record is from RefSeq and is a predicted model, not a curated record. Gene Ontology annotation, cellular component: nucleus. Lineage: Eukaryota; Fungi; Ascomycota; Eurotiomycetes; Eurotiales; Aspergillaceae. Bases 1 to 2472 code for a protein of 823 amino acids. Gene Ontology annotation, molecular function: RNA polymerase II CTD heptapeptide repeat phosphatase activity.
AUGCUUCUCCGGUUACCACCUAGCCUCCAUUACCCGAUCACCGUCACGUCGCUGCUGAAACAGCCCGGUGAUAAGGUGGAACGGGAUGAGGCGCUAUUCUGGUACGUGUACCAGACGACUGUGACGGAGGGGGAUGGGCUGGGGAAUAAGGUGGAUGUGAAGCGCAAGUUCCCGACGAAGUUCGAAUCGACGGUCGAUGGAGAGGUGGUGCAGUGGAAGAUUGAGAAGGGGGAUGUUAUCGAUGAGCCGGUCGAUGUUUUGGAGGUUGAUGAGCCAUGUGCUCAUGAGGUUCAAUUUGGUGGGCUUUGUGCUAUUUGUGGCAAGGAUAUGACUGAUUUUUCGUACAAUACUGAGGUGACGGAUGUGCAUCGCGCGCCGAUUCAGAUGGCCCACGAUAAUACCACGUUGACGGUCAGUGAACAAGAAGCUACGCGGGUGGAAGAGGAUGCGAAACGCCGCUUACUGGCGAAUCGGAAACUGUCGCUGGUCGUCGAUCUGGACCAGACCAUUAUUCAUGCUACCGUCGAUCCGACUGUCGGAGAGUGGAUGCAGGACAAGGAAAACCCGAAUUAUCAGGCUCUGAGCGAUGUGCGUGCGUUUCAGCUGGUAGAUGAUGGGCCGGGAAUGCGCGGGUGCUGGUACUAUGUGAAGCUACGACCGGGGCUAGAGUCGUUUCUGCAGAAUGUGUCGGAGAUGUAUGAGCUACAUAUCUACACCAUGGGAACGAGGUCCUAUGCGCAACAUAUCGCUAGUAUCAUAGAUCCAGACCGCAAACUCUUUGGUGACCGUAUUCUCAGCCGAGAUGAGAGUGGCAGCUUGGUGGCCAAGAACCUGCACCGGCUGUUCCCGGUGGACACCAAGAUGGUCGUCAUUAUCGACGACCGCGGGGACGUCUGGCGCUGGAACCCCAAUCUCAUCAAGGUGUCGCCGUACGACUUCUUCGUCGGCAUCGGGGACAUCAACUCUAGUUUCCUCCCGAAGAAGCAGGAGCUGGGACCUCCCAGCAAAGGGGGUGAGAAGCCGGCAGCGAAGACAGCCAAGGGGGGGUUGGCGGAACAUCAUGUCAACGGGGCGACGGCAAAGAGAGACGACCAGACAGAGGUAUCGACAUUGGAACAGCUGGUAACCAUGGGUGGCGGCGAUAAUCCCAGGUUAUUACAAGAGCAGAGCGAUGCACAAGAGGAGACAAUCAUGCAUCAAGUGGAGGACCGGCCAUUACUGCAGAAGCAAAAGGAGCUAGACGCGGAGGACGAUGCAGCAGAGAGCAGCGAUACAUCCAGCAGCAUAGACGACUCACAAGAUCUGAGCAAGCACCGACAUCACCUACUGGAGGACAAUGAUCGGGAGCUGUUCGACCUCGAGGUGCGUUUGGAGCAAGUACACCGGGACUUUUUCGACGAAUACGACCGACGACGUUCACGGGCCCUGGGCGGACGAGUCGCCGCCCUGCGCGGCGAAAAGCCGUCCAAGGAGAAGGACGUCGACCUGAAACUAGUCCCAGACGUCAAGAUCAUCAUGCCCCAAAUGAAGCAUCGAAUCCUCGGCGGCGUGACCCUCGUGUUCUCCGGUGUGCUUCCCCUCGGCACGGAUACACAGAAUGCCGACAUCUCCCUCUGGGCGAAGAGUUUCGGAGCGGUCAUUGCAUCAAAGAUCAACAUGAAGACCACGCAUCUCGUCGCCGGGCGGAACCGCACAGCCAAAGUGCGCGAAGCGACCCGGUAUCCGAAAGUUAAGAUCGUCACGACACAAUGGCUAGUGGACUGCCUGACGCAAUGGAAGCGCUUAGCGGAGGAGCCGUAUCUCCUCCCUGUGCAUCCGGACGACCGUGGCGAGCCAAUUUCACCGGGAUCCAAAGAGGUAGCGGAGAGCGCGUGGCUCUCAUCGUCGGACGAGGCAACGGGCGACUCUGUAGCGGAUGACGAAGAGGCAACAGAGGAGAUUCUCAAAUCCGCAGGCAUAUCCGAAAUGUCGCCCCUCGGCUACGACGACGAGGAGCAGGCCGCGGUCCACGAUGAGCUCAAGGAGUUCCUAGGCAGUGACGAUGAGAGCGAGAGCGACAGCGAAGCCACAUUCAUGGAUGAGCCAGGCACUCCUGCCAGCAAGAAGCGGAAGCGCGAGGAAGGAGAAGGCGGCGACGAUGACGACGACCAGGAUACGGAUAGUGCCGGCGAGGGUGACGAGCCAGGCUCGCGGCUAGCUCAGCGGAUCAAGCGGUCAUACGAGCGCAGCACGGGGCUGAAGGAAGUAGCCAGCGCAGGGGCGGUAGAGUCGACUGCAAGCACAACAGCAUCUGCAACGGAACCGGGGACAGAGGAGCCGGAGCAGGUCGCUGACAAGUCGAGCCCGCCUGAUCCCGCAGAGGUGGAUCCGGCCGACGAGGAUGACGAGCUGGAGCGCGAGAUGAUGGCUGCACUGGAGGGAGGGGAUUACAAUUCGGAGGCGGAGGAACAAAUUGCGAAUGAGAAUGAAUAG